Molecule: messenger RNA, 3016 nt
Organism: Closterium sp. Naga37s-1
Lineage: Eukaryota; Viridiplantae; Streptophyta; Zygnematophyceae; Desmidiales; Closteriaceae
Source: the annotation of a GenBank genome assembly
AGGGUAUGAGGAGAGGGGGAGGGGAGACGAGGAGAGAGGGAGGGGUUAUGAGGAGAGAGGGAGGGGAUAUGAGAAGAGAGGGCGGCUUUAUAUGGACGAGGUACGAGGGGCGGAAGGCGAGGAGGAGGGGGGAGAUGAGAGGAGAACGGCGAGGGGGGCGGAGAGGGAUGUGUGGGCGCGUCGGGGUGGGUCUAGAUCUUGGUCUCCCCCAGGAAAGCGGGAGGAGAAGGAGCAGCGGAGGGAGGAGAGGGGAGAGGAGGGCGCUAGGAGGAUGGAGGAGAUGAGGGAUGGGGGAUUGGAUAGGGAGGAGGCAAGGGGUGGAGAACUGGGAAGGGCGGUUAAGAGGCGGGUGUCAGGGGAAGGGGGCGGUGAGGAGUGGCAGGGGAGGCAUGAAGGGGAGAAGCAGGGGGGGGAGGGGGGGCGGGAGAGGGUGCGCGCGGAGAGGCAUGGGGAGGAGGAGCGGGCGCGGAUGAGGCGGCUGUUUGGCAGCAGCCUGGGCGAAGGGGCGCGGAGGCGGGCCACUGUGGACGGGGGGAGGGCGGAUGGGGGAGAGAGAGCGGUGGUGCGGAGACGGACAGAGGGAGAAGUGGGGGCGGAGGGGGCGGAGGGAGCAGCGGGAGCAGGACUGGAGGGUAGCGAGGAGGCUGUGAGGAGGAAAGGGCGUGGGGCGUUUGCUCUGGUGGCCGCGAGUGAGAGGCGGCUGGAGGGCGAGGAGGAGGAGAGGUGGCAGGGCGAGGAGGGGGUGGAACAGGAGGAGGCGGGAAGGGGAGUGGAAGUGAGGGCGACGAGGGAAGUAAGGCGAAUCGUCGUGUCUGCCCCCAGCCGCUCUGCCAUUCAAAGUGCUCCUCACCUCGUUGCUCCCCCUGCUGCCUCCGAUGGUGCCUCUCCUGGUGCUGUGAAGGGCGCUGCUAGAGCAGCUAGUGAGGAGGAGCGAGUGGCAAGGGCAGAGGAGAGAAGGGAAUGGGGGAGAGGAGAGGAGAGAGGAGUGGAGAGAGAAGAGAAGCGGGAAAAGGAUAGAGGAGAGGAGAGAGAAGAGGAGGGGGGAGAAGAGGAGGGACUGGAGGAGGAGGAGGGGCGUGGGGCGCGGAAACGGUUGCGAUCAGUGGUGGUGUCUCUCCCUGCUGAUGCCCCUCGUCGGAUCAAGGCAGUGCGGAGGCAGGAGAGGGAGGGGAGGGAGGGGAGGGAGGGGAGGGAGGGGAGGGAGGGGAGGGAGGGGAGUGGGGGAGAGGAGGCAGAGGAAAGGGCGAGAGUGGAUUCAAGAGCAGGGGGAGGGGGGAGAGGAGAGGAAGAUGCGGAGGGGAACGAGGGGGCGGAGAAGGAGGGUGGUAAAGGGAGUGUGUGGGCGAGGCUGGGCAAACGAUGUGUGCAGAGGGGUGGAGAUGGGCGGAUAGUGGUGCAGAGGCAAGCGGAGCUUGGGGAAGAGUAUGGGGAGGAGUUUGGGGGAGGGUAUGAGGAAGGGUUUAUGGGUGGGUAUGCGGGAGGGUAUGGGGGAGAGUAUGGGGAAGGAUACGGGGGAGAGUAUAUGGAGGGGUUGAGAGGAGUUGAGCAGGGUGUGUGGAGAGAGGGAGUAGAGGGGUGGGGCGAUGGGAGAGGAGGGGAGGGAGGGGGGAUGCGAGUGAGGUUUGGAGGAGAGGGGGAAGAGGACGAGGAGGACGAGGAGGAAGAGGAGGAGGGGGUUGAGGGCGUGGGUGGGGAGAUGCAGGGAGUGAAGGGAGCAGUGAAGAGAGGAGGAGGAGGAGGAAGCAGGGAGCGAGGCGUGAGGAGGAUCUUUGUGCGGGAGGAUUUGAUUCAAAGGGGUGUGCUUGUGAAUGGCAUGGGGAUAGGCAUGGGUAUGAGUGCGGGGAUGGGGAUGGGGUUGGCCGGGCAGAAUGUAGCUAGCAUGGGGGCCGGGCAGGGGAGGGGGGGACAAGGCAGCAUGGGGCGGGGGAGGGGAAGUAUGACUUGGGUGGCGAAGAGGGAAGAGAAGGAGAAGGAGGUGAAGGGUGAGGAGAAGGAGAAGGAGAGUAAAGUCAGCCCAGUGGCUCAGAAGCAGGAGAGUGUGGAGGCCAUGCGGCAGAGGCUGCAAAAAAUGCAGGAGGAGAUGAGAAGGAUGAAGGCGCUGCAGGAGAAGGCUGUUGCUGCUAAAGCUAGUUCAGCAACGAGUAAUGCUGAUGCUCCACCAACAGAAGCAGCUCACCCCAACGGCACGUUGUCAACCUCACCGCACGCCACCGCACUGCACGCCCACGCACCCACGCCUUUCUCCCUCGUGCGCAAGUCUCCCUCCACAGGGGACACUGACGAUCGCUCUGUGCUCGUUUCAAAUGUGCAUUUCGCAGCAACGGUGGCGGCACUCACGCUCCACUUUGCAGCGUGUGGGGAGAUUCGUCGAGUCACCAUGCUCACUCACCCUCUCACCGGCCGCCCAAAAGGAUGUGCUUAUAUCGAGUUUGCCACUAAGGAAGCGGUUGACAAGGCCCUUGCACUCAACGACGCUUCAUUUAUGUCACGCCCGCUCAAGAUAAUCCACAAGCCACACGCGGCAGUGGAGGCACUCCCCUCUGCAGCAGCGCCCACACCACCCAUCAGUACUCCCACCCACCCCGCUCGCCCGCUCCUCACGCCCACCAAGCUCCCCUCCCCUGCUCCGGGCACCACCCCCACCAAGCUCCCCACCCCUGCUCCGGUCACCAGCUUCACAGCCCUCGCCUCCCCCUCUGCACGUUUCGUGCCUGUUAAGGCCCCAGGUGUGGGUGUGAAAGCACAAGCUGCCCGCCGGCCCUCUGCCAGAGGUAGCAUGCAGUGGCGGAGACAACCUGAGGCCGCUGCUGCUGCUGCUGCUGCUGCUGCUGCUGCUGCUUCUGCUCCUGCUGCUGCUGCUGCUGCUGCUGCUGCUGCUGCUGCUGCUGCUGCUGCUGCUGCUGCUGCUGCUGCUCCUGAAACUGUGCCUGAUGCUGCACCAAAAGCAGCACCUAGCUCUGCACCUGCGGCGGCAGCAGCAGCAGCUGCUGCUAAAGCUGGCAAGAUCAAGGGGUGA